Molecule: messenger RNA, 6410 nt
Organism: Hemibagrus wyckioides
Lineage: Eukaryota; Metazoa; Chordata; Actinopteri; Siluriformes; Bagridae
Gene: synrg
Product: synergin, gamma
Exons: 23
Coding region: 6-3944 (1312 amino acids)
Cellular component (GO): clathrin coat of trans-Golgi network vesicle
Molecular function (GO): protein binding
Source: RefSeq, a predicted model, not a curated record
UUAAGAUGGCGCUCCGGCCCGGAUCAGGGGGAGGUGGCAGUUUCAUGUACCCUGUUGGAGGGGGACUUGGACCACCACAAGGAAUGAUGCCCAUGCAGCAACAGCAGCAACAGCAGGGAUUUCCCAUGGUCCCGGUCAUGCAGCCCAAUAUGCAAGGCAUGAUGGGAAUGAAUUUUGGAGCCCAGAUGCCAGCUGGACCGAUGCCCAUGCAGGGCGGCAUGGCCAUGGGGAUGCAAGCACCAGGUAUGCAGUUCAUGGGUCAGCCACAGUUCAUGGGAAUGAGGCCCACGGGGCCACAGUACCCUGCCGACCUGCAGAAACAGAUGGCUGAGGAGCACCAAAAGCGCCUGGAGCAGCAGCAGCGCAUGCUAGAGGAAGAUCGGAAGAGGAGGCAGUUUGAAGAGCAGAAGCAGAAACUGCGUCUCCUGAGCAGUGUCAAACCCAAAACUGGAGAGAAGAGUCGAGAUGAUGCACUGGAAGCCAUAAAAGGGAAUUUAGAUGGCUUCAGCAGAGAUGCAAAGAUGCAUCCCACUCCAUCUUCUCAAUCUAAGAAACCAGACUCAUCGCCAUCUCACUCCUCUGUUCCACCACACUCCCACUCCCCUGCUUUUGCAGAGGAUGAUGAUGAAUUUAGUGACUUUAUACAAGGCCCUGUUGAGGCCUGUUUUCCCACUUCCUCCCUCCCUCUGCCCUCCUCUUCCUCAGGUGUCAAUAGGUCACCUUUAGAGGCAGGACCUGGGCAGCGGCCCUCUUCCAGCCCUCUCCCUUUUUCCCAUGCUCCCUCUCUGACCACACUCACUGUCCCUCACCACUCUUCUGUCAUCUCCAGCUCCCAAUCUACAUUCCAAGGCCCCUCUCUGGAGGAGAAGCUCUUCUCCUCGUGCGAUCUAACAGCUGAUAAAAAGGCUCAGGUUAACUUUAAGCCCUGCCAGACCAUGUCAGAGCUGGCUCCCAAAGCUCAGGUAUCAGUGCACUUCCAGAGUAGCACCAGAGCUCGCAACUGGGCCCAUUACCCUGAUGACCUCAGUGCUGCCUUCACUUUGGAGAAGACUCCUGAACCUCCAGCUGCCUCCCCAGCUCCCACAGCAGCAGACGCUCGGCCCGAACAGGCAUCAAGUGCUAGUGCAGGUGUUGGUGUCUAUCCUCAACAAGAAAUGCAGUCCUUGUUGCCAGCCUGGCUCUACAAUGACUCUCUCAUUCCAGAGAUGUUCAAGAAGGUUCUGGAGUUUACAAUGACCCCAGCAGGCAUCGACACAGCCAAACUCUAUCCCAUACUGAUGUCAUCAGGUCUGCCCCGGGAGGCUCUGGGUCAGAUCUGGGCCUCAGCCAAUCGUACCACACCAGGCAAGCUGACCAAGGAGGAGCUGUACACUGUGCUGGCCUUGAUUGGAGUAGCACAGAGUGGACUUCCAGUGAUGAGUCUGGACAUCCUGAGUCAGUUCCCUACUCCUCCAGUGCCCAAUUUGCCUGCAAUGGCCAUGACUAUGCCGGCUGUCCUGACGCACCAGCAGCCUAUAAUGCCCCCUGCUUCGCCUGCUGUCAUGCCAAUGGCCUCCAACUCACUGGCACAACCAUCCAACAGCUUCAUCGCCAACUUCCCACCUGUCCAGGGAACCAAGGUAGAUGAUGAUGAUUUCCAGGACUUUCAGGAGGCUCCAAAAGCUGGAGAUGAUUCAUUCACUGAUUUUCAAGGAGAAACAGGAGGAACAUUCCCCCCUGUAACCUCCUCUCAAAGCAGCAUUCCAGCCAUGCUGACUCCAGUCUCUAGCUCUUCAACCUCGUCUACCUCUGAUAAGUAUGCAGUGUUUAAACACCUGUCAGUGGAGCAUCCUACAGAACCCACACCUCCUGUCUCAGAUCAUGGAGACAAAUACAGUGUGUUCAGAGAGCUGGAGCAGCCAUCAGACAGAAAACCAGUUGGGGAAGGUUUUGCUGAUUUCAAGUCCGUCGGUGCCGAUGACGGCUUCACCGACUUUAAAACGGCCAACAGCACUUCUCCACUAGACCCCCCAGACCAGGCCAAGACAUUCCAACCCGCUUCAUUUCCACUUCCUUUCGCCUCCUCUCACUCUCUUUCGCAAUCUCAGACCCAUCCAACUUCUCUGGCACAGCCUAAAAACCCUCUGAACAUGUCAGACCUGGACCUCUUCUCCUCCAUCGUUCCUCCUUCCACUGUCGACUCUAAAGCCACCUGUUUUUCCAAUUCCUCCUCCUCUUCCUCAACGGUGCCCUCACUGCUCCUUCCUUCCACAGGCCCCAAGCCUGACGACUUUGGUGACUUUGCACUCUUUGGCUCCUCCUCCUCCUCAUCUUCUGCCUCUGAGGCAGCCGCCUCAGCUCAGAGAGGAUCCGGGGCAGGAGGAGCCGCGGUACAGGACGACUUUGCCGAUUUCCUGUCGUUUGGCAACCCUGGGAAGCAGCCGAACGAGAGCGGCAAGGAGAGUGAUGACUUUGCUGACUUUCAGUCGUCCAAAUUCCAAGAAAAGAGCUUAGUAGACAAGAUGGCUGCCUUCAAACAGGCCAAGGAGGACUCUGCUUCGGUUAAAUCGUUGGACCUGCCAUCUAUCGGAGGCAGCAGCGUGGGAAAAGAUGACUCGGAGGAUGCACUCUCUGUGCAGUUGGACAUGAAGUUAUCAGACGUAGCUGGAGAGCUAAAGCACGGUGCAUCUGACAGUUCAUUGGACCUGCCAGGCCUGAGCUCCCAUCAGCCCCCCGCUGCAGGUUUCUGUUCUCUUUCAGAGGUCGAUGAGCUCAAGUUUGAUCCGUUUGGGAACCCUGGCCUCAGCAGCCUGACCAGCUACGAUUGGUCCGACAAAGACGACCCCCCGUCCGGUCAGGGUACGAAAGCCCAGGUAGUUCCAGCAUCUGGUGCGCCCUCCUCGGCCACGCUUCACAAGAAGGAGACGUCGUUCGGAAGUUCGGAGAACAUCACACACACUACACUUGAAAAAGUCACCACGUUCCCUAUUGAGGACACAGGGUUCGCCGACUUUGCAGAUUUCAGCUCCGCCCAGCAUCCACCCCGAGAGGAAGAGGAUGAUGAUUUUGGUGACUUCGCCAGCACCGUUUCCGAAAAAUCCGAUGCAGCUGACGCAGGUCUUGAGGCCGCGCAUCCUGAGGCGCCAGAUGACUUUGGCGCUUUCCAGGCAGACAAGCCCAAGUUUGGCAAAUCAGACUUCCUCAAGGCGAGCGCUCAGCCCAAAGCAAAAUCCAGUGAGGAGAUGAUCAAGAAUGAGCUCGCCACGUUUGAUUUGUCCGUGCAAGGGUCCCAUAAGCGCAGUCACAGUCUAGGGGAGAAGGAGAUCUGCUCCACACCUGCUCCUGAGCAGCAAUUCCGCGAUCGCUCUAACACCUUGAGUGAGAAACCGGCGCUGCCGGUCAUCCGGGACAAGUACAAGGACUUAACAGGAGAGGUGGAGGAGAGCGAGCGCUAUGCGUAUGAAUGGCAGAGGUGCUUGGAGAGCGCUCUUCAGGUGAUCGCCACAGCCAACAACACCCUUAAUGGUAUCAGCAGUUCCACCGUGUGCACUGAGGUCAUCCAGUCAGCACAGGGCAUGGAGUACCUGCUAGGUGUGGUGGAGGUGUACCGUGUAGCCAGGCGAGUGGAGCUGGGUAUCAAGGCUACGGCUGUGUGCUCAGAGAAACUGCAGGAGCUGCUGAAAGACAUCAGCCGUGUGUGGAACAACCUCAUGGGCUUCAUGUCUCUGGCCAACCUCUCACCUGAUGAAAGCUCUCUGGACUUCUCCUCCUGUAUCCUGAGGCAUGGCAUCAAGAAUGCCAAGGAGCUGGCCUGUGGAGUGUGUCUGCUCAACGUGGAUUCACGCAGCAAGAAGAAAGAGGAGAACACAUUUGGACGUCUCUUUAAAAAAGACAUAGGAUCCUGGACCUUACAGCAAUUCACAUAUGAGCCUCACCAUCUGAGCCUGGAACCUGAUUGUAAUUAACCUUUGAGCCGAAUUCUGUCCCAUUCAGACGACCUUUUCACCAUCUGUGGACCUCCUACUGCCUGUGGAAUAUGUCAACAUGAAAUUAGCCUUUUUAAUUAUGGAAAUGUCCAUUGCAGUGUCAUGUACUUGGUGAAUGAACAUGCAGAGAAAAGAAGAGAUGAAAAUGAAGAGAGAAGUCAGUGGAUCAUCAGACAUGUCUGUAAUAGGCUGAAAUGAAGAAUUAUUUCCACCUAGUCAUGUGGAAGCAGCACAAUGAAUAAAAUCAUGCAGGCCAAGAGCCUCUGUUGAAGUCCACAUCCAAAUCGGUUAGUUGUCCAAUCUCCAACUGUCCAGUUUGGGUGAGAUUGUUCCCACUGUAUUUUGAGAUUCCUGUUGUUGGCUGAUUGGAGAGAAGCCUAGUGUGGUCUUCUGUUGUUAGAGCUCAUCCACCUCAAGGUUUGACAUGCUGUGCAUGCUGAGAUGCUUUUCUGCUCACCACGUUUAAACUGAAUGAUUGAGUUACUGUAGACUUUGUUAGCUCUGAAGCAGCCUGACCAUUCUUCUCUGACCUCUACCAUCUACCCCCCGCAGAACUGCUGCCCACUGGAUUCCGAGUAAACCUUAGAGACUGUCAUCACACUUUCCCCAUUUUGACAUUUCAUCUGUAGUUCCUGAGCUGUAUCUGCAUGAUUUUAUGUAUUUGUCCUGCAGCCACUUGAUUAGCCGAUUGAAUCGUUUUCAUGAAUAAGCAGGGUGGGUGUGCAGGUGUUCCUAUUAAAGUGGCCAGGGAGUGUAUAUAUAUUACAGCCUCUUUCUGUGUAGGAGGGUAUGAUUCACCCCACAUGAGUCAUGGAUUUCACCAGGAAUGCAAACCCUUGAUCCUCAUAGCAUGCGUGCACACACACACACACACACACACACACGCACGCACACACACACACACGCACACACACACGCACGCACACACACACACACACACACACGCACACGCACGCACACACACACACACACACGCACACACACACGCACGCACACACGCACACACACACACACACACACACAGAGCAGCAGCUGUGGCUUUCAGGAAGAUAGCGUGAAUUUGGCUUGUUGAGCGAACUUCUUAGCAUGCUCAUUUUCCGCUUCCAUAUAUAGACACUAUGAUGGAAAGUGACAGUCUGUAUCUCCUUUAAAUCAUGUGAGGCAGUCACCAUACAUGCGUACUACCCUAACCACACCAGAAAAGUGUCCUCAGUGUGUGUGUGUCCCAAAAGUGUAUAAUAUUGAUUAUUAUGUAUAGAAUUGAUUUCAUUGGGCGCAAUGCAUUUAUAGAUAUAGAUUUACUGAUUCAGCUGAGGUUCUUUUCCCUGUAGGAUGUUCACAGUGUCUCUGUAAAGUGUUAAUAUCCAACCCCAGUCUGAACAGAUCACACUCCUACACUGACUGGUGCUUUGACGUGCAAAGCAACAACAAUUACAUGCAGAAAAGCACUGAUUCUUUGUUCAAAUGCUAAUUAAUGUAAACGCUUUCUGUUUCUUCUCUUCCCUGCCGGCUCGUACGCGGCGGACAGGCUUUUAACUCCGAGACAGAUAACUUCAAGCUGACCUACGGCGGGCACCAGUACCACGCUAGCUGCGCUAAUUUCUGGAUUAACUGUGUAGAGCCCAAGCCUCCUGGCCUCAUCCUUCCUGACCUGCUGUGAUUUCUCUGACCCGCCUCUGUGGCUGUGGAACAAGGUCAAACUGGUCUGCUUCUUCUUCUUCUUCUUCUUCUUCUUCUUCUUCUAUUUCCCGUCUGUGAUUUCCUCCAGAAACCCUUCUGCUUCUUCAACUUGGCCUGUUAUGGUACUCAGUGUUUUGUGAAUGUUUGCUGAUGUAAAGAAACAAGACAAUUAAUAAUUUAUUGACAUGUAUUUUGAACUUUUUGGCUUUGUAUUUUUGUUCUACUGAAUGAGAGAAACCUGACAGACAUCUACAAAGAAAGAUGAACAGAUCCGAUGAUGAUGAUUUUAAGUUCAUUGCAUAAUGUGAAAGAAGCGUGGCUUAUACUGUAGUAUUUAUAUUGGACACAUGUUCAAUGACUGAGUUACAUAGAAAUCAACAUCCUUUAGCCGUUUAUGUAGAAGUAUAGGAAGGUAUUUCGUUGUGCUGGUGCUCAUCAGGGCCUGUGCUGUCAGCUAACUGGAACUGGAUCGUGUUAAUGGCUGGAAAUGGAGGGUGUGGGACUGUCUGAGAUGUAAUUAUAUUUUAUGAGGAUCUUUUGUAAAACAUCACGAGCAGACGAGACCAUUAACCGAGGCCUUUCACAGUGUUUUCUCUGUUGUGUCUUGAAGAAAGGUUGUGGCAUUCUUAAGAACGGCUUUGUCUUUCUACACUUCAGACAAAAUUGAGCUCAUUUACGGAAAAUACUUUGAGUGUUAAUAACAUGGUUGUAGAUAAAAGGUGAUGUCUGUUCCAAUGCCUAUUAAAAUGCUGUGUAUAAUCGCUA